Acipenser ruthenus (sterlet) is the source of this 4933-nucleotide messenger RNA. RefSeq names its product EF-hand calcium-binding domain-containing protein 5-like. NCBI's taxonomy places the organism in Eukaryota, Metazoa, Chordata, Actinopteri, Acipenseriformes, Acipenseridae. The record is from RefSeq and is a predicted model, not a curated record. Gene Ontology annotation, molecular function: calcium ion binding; protein binding. Bases 70 to 3882 code for a protein of 1270 amino acids. The transcript is spliced from 19 exons.
UGUCAAUCCCAGCCCUGGUAAAAACAGUUAUUAAGGUUACAGAUAUUGUUAAAUACAAUUAUACUGUAUAUGAGGGAUCAUAAAAUUCAAAAGAAACGAUCAGAUCCCACGUCACAAUUAAACACGUUUGAGUCGAUUUCUUACAAACAGCUCCUCAAGAUUUCACUUGGUCGUUGUUUCGUUUCAAACAGUUGUCUCUUUUUAUUUGUUUCAUGUUUGAAUGCUACUUUUUUUUUAUUUAACGCGUUACAGCACGUCAGCGGAGUACUACUCACACACACACACACACGGACGCACUCUCUAAACCACACCAUGGCUGCAUCCUCCGGCUGUGAUCUUCUCUCAGGCUCCAUGCAGCUUGCCAGCAGUGAGAGAGUCCCAGGAGGGGCAGAGCCAGAUAGGGAAGGGACUGGGGAGAGAGCUCCCCCUCCUGGACAGGGCUGGAAACUCAUCCUGGAUGCCCAGGUCCACAGGAAAGCUCUGGAGCUGCAGCAGAGGAAAGCCGCUGAGCUGAAGAGGAAGCGGGAGGCAGGGGAAAAACUAGAGAGGCGUGUCGCAGUGGACAUGCUGGCCAGUGAUUGGUUCACUCCAGACAAGCAAACAGCACACACCAGGGCGUACCUGCUUGAGGGGCUGCUGCCUACCCUGCUGCCUGGGCUGGAGAAGCUUCUAACAGAGGCUGGGAACAGACAGCUCCUGGAGGAAAGGACUCCAGGGGGGCAGGCUGGGGCAGAACAGGAGUUUAACCCCAUCAAUUACCUGGCGCAGCACCUGAUGAGGAACCACCCCAAGAUCUGCCCCUCGGACCCCUCCCACCCCUACACCCGGGGGCUGAGGCAGGUGCUGCAGCAGCUCAAGGAAGAGCAGGUGGACUUGGAGGACAACCGGCUGGUCCAGCUGAAGCUGCAGGUUCGAGAGACGCGGGAGGAGCGGGUCCGAGCAGAGAGGGUACGGUCCCAGGUGGGGGAGAUGAGGAAGGAGGCUCUGAGGGCGCAGUUCACGGAGUGGAGCCUGGAGCCAGACCAGACCCUGCAGCUCAGACUGGUUCAGAACGCUCUGAGGGCGUUUUUGGAGAUCUCCAGCCCCGACCUGUCCCCAGAUAGCUCAGGAGUGCAGUACGACCGGGAGCUGGACUCCACUGACGACGCUCAGCAGACACUGAAGCAGGAGCACUUUGAGGAGUACGUGUUCAGCUUUAUCGCCGGUCUGCCCACGGAUGAUUUCGAGCGGUUCCUGCUGCACCUUUCCCUCUGCGCUCAGGAUCACCGGCAGGAGGAACACAGGGAGCGCUGGAGACGGCCCUUCUCUCAGCUGUUCCAGGACUGCGACUGUGCAAAGACAGGAUUCCUGGACAGACGGAGGGUUCUGUCCACGCUGGAGGGUUUCUAUGACGGGUGUGACGAGAGUGUGAGAGUCACGCUGCACAACCCCCGGAGCUGGCCAGUUCGGGAUCCAGGCGAGUUGGACUCCACUAUAUUCUGGAACGGCCCCUCCGAAGCCAAAGAGAAAGAGCAGGAGCCUGCGGGAGAGACACAGGAACCCUCCCCACCAAUCACAGCCAGCACAGAGACAGAGCCAGCCAAUGGAGAAGAGGGGGCGGGCGAGCCAGGGGACCCUGCAGGGGAUGAGGGGCGACCCCCGGAGGAGCGGAUUGAGAUAGAGGAGACAGACUCCGACGAGUCCGAGGAAGGUGGCCUGGAUCUGACGACUCUGGGUCUAGGUGAGUGCUGUCUGUCGCAGUUGGAAAGCCAGGGCAGGUUGCACAAAGUUACAGUGCCUGCAGAUGCCCUGCCUGUGUGUGUUUGCCCCCUUGCAGAGCCUGACCCAGAGAGCUUGGGUCCCCACAGGGGGGUGAGCGCCUUCGACCACAGGGCCAUGGACCUGCCUCAGUUCCUGCAGCUGCUGGACACCUUCCUGGGAGAGGCAGCCCCGGAUUACGUUGUGCAGAGCCUGGUGGGGUACCUGCGGGUGGGGUACCGAGAGACGGAGCAGGAGAGGCUCAUGAGGCUGGAGAAGACGCGGAAGGAGGCAGUGUUGGCUCAGCGCCGGCUCGCCCUGGAUGCCUUGUUUGAGAAGUGCGAUAACGAGGGGAGCGGGCUGCUGGAGCGAGGGGAGCUGGAGAGAGCGCUGAGCCGCUACAAGGAGGGAGCCGAGGGAGGGGCCAUCAGCAGAGCGUGGCAGUGCCUGGGCCCCCCGCGCCCCUCUCUCACCCGGGGGGAUUUCCACGUGCUCCUGCAGGCUGUGAUCUCGGAGCUGCCUCCCGAGGGGGGCCAAGAGGGGGGCUUCGACAGGCUGCUGCAGUUCCUGGGGGAGAGCGCCGAGCGGUCCCUGGCUGAGCGCUCCAGGGGGGCCAAGCGCAGGAAGUGGCUGCUCCAGAUUCACCGUGCGGCCCUGACCGGAGGAGCCAGCCUGGAGCCAGUGUACCGAGCCGUGUUCCAGACCCUGCACCGGGAUGCAGAGGCUCAUGGGAACAACAAGCUGAUCAGCGCCUCGAUCGCCCUGCUGGAGGGGAACGAGAGGCUGCGGUACACGGCCUGCACUGCUGAGGACGCCCCCUACGUGCUGAACAAGGAACUGACCAGAGACAUGGCGAAGGGAGUGAGCUUCACCGCAGUGGAUGAUGGGAAGCCUGUGCACGUUCCCCGUGUCCGUCUCCACGGCAAUGUGCAGUUCUGGAACACGCUGCGGCCCGAUGAGGAGCGCAAGGGCUCGUUCGUCGCAGUGCCCCUCAGGGACCCCUGCGGCAGGGCCAUCGGGGUGCUGGGCGUGGAUACCCUCAGGGAGCCCCAGGAGAGGAACAUCUUCCUCCGGCACGAGAUCGACUUCUAUCAGGGAGUUGGUAACAUGUUCAGCCUGGCCUUCCAGCACGUCCUCUCCCUGAAGAAUAUCCUCUGCAUCGUGGACAGCGCCACCUCCUGGCUGUACAGCCGGGCGCCCAGCGUGCGCAGCGUGACCACGUACCUCAUGGAGCCGGCGGGUGAGACGGGUUCAGAUUACACACUGAGGAAGAUGAUGGUUCUGGACAGUCAGACAGGCCGCUCCCGUCUGCUCUCCUCCCCAGCCAGCCUGAGACGCAGAGACCACCUUUUCAGGGACUACCUGUUCAAGUGCUGUGACAGCUCGGAGGCACUGAGCUGCGUGGCGUACGGAGAGCAGCGGGUAGCCGUGCCGCUCCGAGACCCUGGCGGGCGCGCGCUGGGCGUUGUGGAUCUCAGCUGCGGGCAGCAGGGGGCGCUGCGGCCCCACGAGCGCAGGGACCUGCAGGGGAUGGUACGCAUGGUCCAGGCUGCCUGCUGCCAGCUGCUCCGGGAGACUUCCGGGCUGGCAAGGCCAAGCAGGCUACUCGAGGCAGAGGGCGCUGGUGGGGAGGAGCGAGUGGCCCUCCUGUUUCUUCGCUUCAUGCUGGAGGACCUGCGGGGUUGCGUGCGCAGACUCGACCACCAAUCAUUCGCCGAGCUCAAGAGCUACAAGGACCCGCCCCCCGUGGUGCACCAGGUGCUGAGGGCGGUGCUUCUGAUGCUCCACCCACACGGGGAGGAGACUCCCGAGAUUGACAGGUGGAGCCAGUGCAGGCUGAAGGUGAACAGCGAUCUGGUCCGAAAGGUGUUGCACUUUGACCCCACGGCCCGCUCAGUGCAGGUAGAGCGAGAGGACCUGGAAGCAUGCCUAGCAGGUAUUCCCCGUGGAGAGGUGUGGAAGCACGGAUCACUCCCAGCGGAGCACCUCUAUAACUGGGUGUCCGUGUGUCUGUCCCUGCUGGAGCAAGCUGAGAAGCUGCGUCAGUCUCGGGAGCCAGCCCCCUCCAACUCUGACACGCUGCAGAAGGACCCCCCCCCCCGCCAAGCAACAGGAAGGAACUUAAUGCCACCUGCUGCACUGUAGGAGCGACUUUUUAAAAUAGACAUUACUGUUCCUCUGCUGAAUACGGAAGGGAAGCUCUGUGUCUGUUUGGAUGAAUGCAUGUGUAGUAUUUGUAGUUAAUUAACCCAUUACAUACCAAAUACAUUUUUCUCUGAAAAAAAUCUGAACACAAGCUGUAUUUAUGUUAUUUGAUACAUUGCAUUUAGACUAAACUGUAGCGGUUAACAAAAUUAGAGCAAGUUAUCAUAUGUGUUAACUUCAUGCGUUAAUAGUGCCUCCUCUUUAUUUCGCUAUCUGGUUUACACAUCAAAAACUGGGGCAUAUUGAAAAGUCCAUUUGCAAACGGUCCUCACGUAGUAAAAUACAGUGUCAGCCUGGCCUCACCGUGAGUCAAUCGAAUCUGUGAAAGACUGAGGGAGCUCUGUGCAUGAGUUUGCAUUGCUGUGCUAUGAAUUUACUGUCAGGGAAGCUGAAUGGGCCAGGUGCCGUUUUCAUACAGAAAAAAAGAAUCAGAUUUGAAUUCAGCCAGACGUUGAAUGUGGAGCACUCUGCUUCCCAGACUGGGGGGGCUCCCAUUCAAUCAGCACCAAACAGUACUUUUGCUCUAGAACAAAAUGUGCACCUUUUAUUUUCACAGCGAGACACUCCACCUCUAAGAACAAUAACAGAAGUAAUCCUGCCUACCUGUAUCUAGCUAGCUAAACCCCGCCCAAAAAACAACAUUUAAAAAUCACCUUGCUGGGAGUGUUGCAGUAAAAAGUCACACUCCACUCCUCCUCCCCCCGAAGCUGAACUGCAAUCUGCCUGAGAGCAUCAAUCAAUGUGUUGUGGCUGAGAUGAGGGCCCGAUAAGCAGGGAGCUGUCCCGGAGCGACCCGGACGAUAAUUACUUCUCCUCCCAGGCUUGAUGCAGAUACAGAAGCUACGUGCACAGGAAGGCUCUGCAGAUCCUGGCAGGGCUGUGAAAGGCAGUCGUCGGAACACACCGACAAUAAACACGGCAGAUUAGAUCUUUUUAAUAAAGCGUUGUGUCUUUCGUUUUCUUUUUAAUAAAAACGGAAUAUUAAAGUUUA